Molecule: messenger RNA, 520 nt
Organism: Hermetia illucens (black soldier fly)
Lineage: Eukaryota; Metazoa; Arthropoda; Insecta; Diptera; Stratiomyidae
Product: general odorant-binding protein 99a-like
Exons: 3
Coding region: 96-491 (131 amino acids)
Biological process (GO): sensory perception of smell
Molecular function (GO): odorant binding
Source: RefSeq, a predicted model, not a curated record
UUAAUCUGUACCGCAGAUUAGUUUUCAAUUGACCAGAACUAUCAGGAAAACAGUGGCAAAAUGACCAUCACAACUUUACAAAGGCAUCUAGCAAAAUGAAACUUUUUAUCGCUCUCUGUGCAGUCAUUGCCAUGGCUUCCGCCUUUAAUAAGGAGGAGUUCCUGAAAAUCCGCGAAGAGUGCUUCAAGUCCGAGAAGGUCCCGGAAGCAGUUAUUGAGAAAUUGAAAAAUCACGAAUAUGGACACGACCUAGGUCACGAGGCCAAAUGUUACAUUCGCUGUCUAGGACUCAAAACUGGAAUCUGGGAUGAUACCCAUGGCUAUAAUGUUGAAAAAUCUUACGAAGAUUUUCAUGACGCUGGAUUGGAAGUAAGCAAGGAGAACUUGAAGAAAUGUUUCACUUCGAAUCCAGAUAACGAUGACAAAUGCGUAUGGGCAGCUAAGGAUAUGAAAUGUUUGUUCACAAAUAAGUAUGUCUCGAGAAAACAAUAAAUAAACUGAGCAGGUUAUAUGAUUACGUA